Messenger RNA from Seminavis robusta, 4355 nucleotides. Lineage: Eukaryota; Bacillariophyta; Bacillariophyceae; Naviculales; Naviculaceae. The record is from the annotation of a GenBank genome assembly.
ACAGACCGUACCGGUACCAGGUACCGUAGCUCAGAGAGUGUACUUCUAUUGAUAUUAUUAUUAUUAUUUAUGCUUCCCCGUUCCCUGCAACGUCCAGUGGAGCGACAGUCCAGUGAGAGUCAAGUCGAGUGACAGUCCACCGUACCAUCCACCAAACAGCAGGAACGAUGAAGCCUCCAUCAUUCUGCGGCAGGAAAUGGCUCUCGCUGGCAGCCCUCCUAUGCUCUUUUCCUAAAUUGGCUCUGGGCAUGGGUGGAGAAAAAGCCUACUACUCAACCUCUCCUUUCGACCAAAACUCGAACAUCACCCACCGCCAAAACGUGUGUGCCCGUGCAGCUUUGUAUCAUGACGGAAAGAUUGAACUACGGGAUGCCUUGGCUGGCAUGUCCAUUAGACCGCUUUUGGGCAGAGGGUUAUACUUUUCAUACACAAAUGAGAAUGGGAUUGAUCCAGAGAAUCCAGGUAUAUUGGCUGAUUUGAUGGAUUCUCUGGCGGAAAGGGCCAACUUCACAUGGCGCAACUCCUUUGGUGUUGGGAACGAUCCAGCCUACUACAACUUGACCUGGACAGAGAUGCUUUUAUGGGGAGUCGAGACUUUUGACAUUGCUGUAGACUGGUGGGAUCACUCUGUCGCAAGAAUGGAGAAGGGUGUUUCAUACAUUGAACCGUGGUUUGAUGGCAGCAUUAUUCUGAUUCAUAAGGAAGAAGCUGUCUUUGAUGGCCAUGUAUCAACAGUCAACAUUUGGAACUGGACAAAGCCAUUCGAAGUUCCAGUGUGGAUUGUGACUGUCAUGACAGUGCUGGUCUCUGCUCUAGUAUUUCAGCUCAUAGAGCACCUCAACGGAGAAAGAGACGACCGUCCCAUGCGACAAUGGUUCUCCGACAACAUGUACCUAAGCUGGCUCAACUUUACCCAAAACUAUGAGUAUGCACCUCGCUCCAUAGCAGGGAGGAUGUUUGGAAUCAGCAUGAGUAUUUGGGCCCUCGUGAUGACUGCUACCUACACAGCCAAUUUGGCAUCCCUCUUUGUGGAAGAAAACAUGCAACAAGACACAGUGGACUCAAUCGAGAAAGCGGUGACACUGGGUAUACCGGUUUGUACCUUUGCCGGCACUAAUUCAGACGCCUUCAUACGGGACAUGUACAUGAAUGCUGUGCGGGUCCCAAAGCAAGAUGAGUUGGAAGUCUACCAGGCACUGGUGCGCGGAGAAUGUGGCCUGGCUGCCGCAUACAAGGAUGGAUGGCUUACAUACCAAGGCAGCAAGUUAUACAAUCCACACUGUGACCUGGCAUGGGUGGGCAGAACAGUGAGGGUCAUCAAGUCAGGCUUUGCUGUCAAAGCCGAUGCAGGCGAAUACUGCUCAACUCUGAUUCGAGAUGUUAUCAAUUUGCAUUUAGUUGAAUUGAUAAGCGAUGGUGUUCUGGCGGAUGCAUGGAAGAAGCACAGAUCCCUCAGACAAACUAAUAAUUGCGAGAACCUCGAUGGCAGCACUUCCACCCUGGCCAAUAGCCUACGUCGUCGGCGGCGACUGAAGAUGCGCUCUCAGGAGCUGGAAGUGCCAGUGACAUCGCUCACCUCGAGCAUGCAUCGUGUUCUGAAAAAGGGAGGUGCAUCCUCUGGGUCCAUCCAGAGCGACAAUCAAGCAACGACUGCACUCUCGCUUGAACAAAUGCUUGGGACGUUCCUUUUGCAUUGGGGAACUAUGGUAUUGUCGCUCCUGUUCAGUGUUGCUGCCUACUACUACAAGCAGCGGGCACCCAGAAAGGAUCUUGAGGAGCUUCGAUACCGCAAUCAUGGCCCGGUAAUUGGGAUGUCUCCCCCAAUCAACACCUACGUUGUCAAAAAUUCUGAAGGGAAGCCUCUGGUCCCGGGAAAAUUGGCCACACCAGAUAAGAGGCGUUUUUUUGAGAGCACAGGGACCAGAGAGACUUGGUCGGACGAAAACGAAAGUGGCGACAAUGGGGCUAUCCUCGAAUUUUUGGAACCAAGGGCAUCAGAGCUUCAAGCCGCAUGGUUACGAGAGUCGGUUCUGCUGCAACGGCAACAACAUGCCUUCGAUAGGAAACUGGAGGGCAUGGGUGAUAGAAUGGGCAUGGUUGAAGAUAGAAUGGAGAUUAUGAUUGGCUUGCUGCAACAAAUUUCCAGGCAGCAGCAGCUUCAGUAUGGUCAUGGGCAGCAGCAACAGUCGCACGAUAUGCUGUGGCUUUCGAAAAGCUCAUGCCCCAAGAGGCCUAAGUUUCAUCCACCAACAGUUUAGUUGUGUACGUUGUCAUGCUUGAACCAACGUUUGAUCUGGCCCACAUGCUUGCUGCUAUGAAGCAGAACGCUGCGGCGAUGGCCUUCAUCGCAACAUUCGUUGCGAGCGUCACGGUCGAUUGAUGUGAGCUCAUGUCAACAGUAUUGUACUGACUUCCGAAGAGGAGCUCAUCAAGUCCUAUUGCUAGCUACGGCGUGGUUUCCCUUGAUUACUGGUACGCUCAGUGGAAGUUGAGCCCUCCAGUUAGGGAACACUUCCCAGAGAAAGGACAGGAAAUCUUGGUGAUCCCGCGAGUGAGAUCGAAAGCGCCGUGGUUCACUUGCAUGGGGCAUGCACUGAAUCGAAUCGGACAGAGACAAAGAAACACGGACGAUCGACGGCACGCCAGACGCAUCGCGCGCCGCAACCGGUACUUCUACCGUACAGCGCCUCUAGCUGAUUAUAGGUGCUAGCUAGUCCUCCAAAGUCGUAACGUCGAUUCGGUCAUAAUCUAACAUCCGUCGACCCUAGCUAGCGUAUGAGAGCCCGCAACGCUGCUGCGUGUUGGUUGUGGCCUCAGACUACACUGUAAUCGAGCAGCGUGCCCAUUUCUGCUAGCCAACGCCAGUAACAACAACAACAAAAACCAAGUGUUGUAAUUAUGCUUGAUUAUUACGGCAGCUGUGGCCAUACAUAGUCUUCCUUGUAGGCACUCCCAUCCUUAAAGCCACAAUGAAUCUGCAUGGCAACCUUGUACAUUGCCAUUUCUCGAAUAAGUUCGGGUGAAUUGGGCGCAUGGACACUGUCGUAUUCGGGAAUGACACAUCCAUCGACUUCGACCAGUGUCCCCUUGCCUGCCGCCAGUUCCUUUUUGCCAUGUUGCAUAUUGGGAUCGAUAAACUUGUCCACGUCUUCUUGGGUAAUUUCUUUGGGUGCUUCUGGGACCCCGCAUCUGGUCGUGAGUUCGUUGGCUAUUCGUUUUAUUUCGUCGAGUGGAUUGGCCAAAAUGGCAUCAUUGCUGGAAAGCACUCGACAGACACCUUGUGAAUUUUGAAUGGCUUUCAUAUUGUAAAUGAUCCAGAGACGAAGACCGUGUUCCAACUCGAAUUUUUCGCGAUGGACCAAGGAGAGAGCCACUUCGAGAGGAUGUCGGUAUGUGAACAACACGGCUGGUUGCGUUUUGAGGAGUGUGAGCCACGUUUUGAGUGUAAUGCACAUGCGUGGAUCUUUCUGCAUCCAUGGAAUAUUCUUUGGAUCAUUGAGGAACUCCAAUGUUUUGGUACCCUCUUUGAAGGGGAUACUGCCCGCUUUGAGAUCGGCAGCAGCCUUGUCGGCAUCGUAGCCUCGAACGCCACUGGACCACCACAUGCGUUGGGACUUUAGGAAUUCAUCAUUUUGCAAGACAGCAUCGAUGCGUUCAAAGAAUCCUUUUUGAUUGUCAAAAUGAGCUCCAAUCAAAGGUCCUCCGACGUUGUAUCCAGAUCCUUGUACCAGCAAUCCCGACAUCAUCGAUGUACCACUGCGAUGCAUACCCAAUACGAAAAAUCCAGGACUUCUACCCGGUGGGACGGGAUCCAUCACCUGGUUGGGAGCAUUUUGUUGUUGUUGCUGUUGUUGUUGCUGCUGCUGCUUUUUUCUGUUGCGGAGUCCUUGGAAUUCUUUCAUGGCGGCAUCUUUCAAAUGUCGAUCGGUAAAGCCACGGAAUUCUCGAAAGGAUUGUAGCUUGUCCUUGAGAUGCUUGCCCAUGCCCCCAAUGACCUGUUUCUCGACAUCAUUCAACACCAAAUGAUGACGAGAAUUAUCCUUGACAGGAAUGGCAUUCGAAUUGGGAUCAUCCGACGUUAGCAAGGGCAUCAAGCCCACGAGCAGCAGCAGAUAAACCAACAAGAAGCAACCGCUACAAAUCGUCGAGUAAAGACCAAAGCUAACGUAGGAUGUGAAAUUCUGAUGCAGUCGCCCCUUGCGAUUUCGUUUCCGUUUUGAUGGGCUUUUCUUCUUGCUGUUGUUGCUGUCCAUGGUAUCGUGUUUGCGGGGAUUGUAUUGUAUGGUAUGGAACUGUACUGUAGUGGAAAAGGAUAGCUCGGGAUGCAGCAACCUCAGCUCAUCAAUGGCCGAUGC